CGGGUAUGAGAUGUAUUAUUGAUGCGGAAGUUCCUUCAUGUAGUUGCACAUAUAAGCGAGCAAGAGGAGUCGUCACCUACUCAUCAGAGUUGAGAUAUUCGCAGAAAGAUCGCUUUCAACUUCGUGCGCCAUAGCUAUGGACUUAUGAGGAUGGAUCUCACGCCUAAGUGCAUUCGAAUACAGGCGAGCUCAAGGGCUAUUGACACAAGGUUUCGUUACGGAAUCAAAGGUAGAAAAUGUCCUUCGACUUGGUUCUUCUGUGCAGAUGGUUCAAAUUGCAUCAUCUCUCGUUAUGUCUGUGAUGACCAUAAAGACUGCCGAGAUGGGUCUGAUGAGGCUGAAUUCUGUCAUGGGUUGAACGAAAAGAAGAGAAAGGCUAGCGAUAAAAUUGUCUAUUGA
Molecule: messenger RNA, 399 nt
Organism: Cylicocyclus nassatus
Lineage: Eukaryota; Metazoa; Nematoda; Chromadorea; Rhabditida; Strongylidae
Source: the annotation of a GenBank genome assembly